UGGCGGCUGUUUACAUCGAUUGGGACCCUGCUUAUAUAGCUUCACGGAGCCUUUUCCGGCCUUCUUUGAACAUUACACGCUCCCCUGUAAGCACAGCAGCUGCAAGAGAAUCUGCUUCCACCGGCGGAGGUCUCCGCUAAAGAAACACAAAGCACAGAUUCGAGUCUUUGGAUUUCUUAUAUGCAAGGCUGAGGCCAACCGACCUACUUUCAUGGCCUCUUUUCACAAGUUUCGUGCACUUCGUUUUUCCAUCAAAACAUUUUCGCAGUUGUAUUCAACCAACUUUGCUUCUGGAGCUCGACAUGGGUUUAGCAGAGGUUUUAGAAGCCAUAGCUCACUUUCAACUUGCGAACCAAAAAUCUUGAAAUUGGAGGAUUAUGCUUCGGGUGCUGAGGCAGAACGCGAUUAUGAGGAUCUCCGAAGGAUCCGUCAGGAAUUUGACGCUGCUAAACUUAGCUUCCUCAAGAUUCCCGAGGCGCUCAGGGCAAUGCCGAAGUUGAAUCCUGAAGGCAUCUAUGUGAACAAAAACCUGAGCUUAGAUAACAUUCAGGUGUAUGGUUUUGACUACGAUUACACUCUCGCUCAUUACUCGGCCAAUUUACAGUGCUUGAUUUAUGAUCUUGCCAAAGAACAUUUGGUUAAUGAGUUCAGAUAUCCUGAUUCUUGCAUGAAGUUCAAGUAUGACCCUACCUUUCCCAUUAGAGGCCUUUACUAUGAUAAACUCAAAGGUUGCCUCUUGAAGUUAGAUUUUUUUGGUUCUAUUGAGCCGGAUGGUUGCUACUUUGGUCGUCGUAAGCUAAGCCCGAGUGAAAUCAAAGAGAUAUAUGGCACACGACAUAUUGGGCGUGACCAAGCUCGUGGGCUUGUUGGCCUGAUGGAUUUCUUUUGCUUCAGUGAGGCAUGCCUUAUUGCGGAUGUUGUGCAACAUUUUGUUGAUGCGAAGCUCGAAUUUGAUGCUUGCUACAUCUAUCAAGAUGUGAACCGGGCAAUUCAGUAUGUUCAUCGAAGUGGCCUGGCCCAUAAAGAAAUAAUAGCUGACCCUCAUGCCUACCUAGUCAACAAUGGGCGAUUAUUGCGCUUACUCACAAUGCUGAAGGAGAAGGGGAAGAAACUUUUUUUACUGACUAACUCCCCAUUUUACUUUGUGGAUGGUGGAAUGCGUUAUAUGUUGGAGGCUUCUAUGGGUUACAAGGAUUCUUGGAGAGAAAUCUUUGAUGUUGUGAUAGCUAAGGCAAAUAAGCCAGAAUUUUACACAUCUGAGCAUCCAUUUCGUUGUUAUGACACAGAAAAAGACAAUUUGACUUUUACAAAGGUGGAUGCGUUCCUUCCAAAUAAAAUUUAUUACCAUGGUUGCCUGAAGUCUUUCCUUCAGAUUUCCAAGUGGAAUGGUCCUGAGGUUAUAUACUUUGGGGAUCACCUUUUUAGUGAUCUGAGGGGGCCUUCAAAAGCUGGUUGGCGCACUGCUGCAAUCAUUUAUGAAUUGGAAAAUGAAAUACGCAUACAAAAUGAGGAUUCCUACCGUUUCGAACAGGCAAAAUUUCAUAUAAUCCAAGAACUUCUGGGUAAAUUGCAUGCUAUUGUGGGUAAUGGCCGAAAAAGUGAUGUGUAUAAAUCUCUGUUGAAAGAACUGAGUCAGGAGAGACAGAAUGCACGAGAUACAAUGAAGAAAAUGUUUAAUAGUUCAUUUGGUGCGACCUUUCUCACGGAUACGGGUCAAGAAUCUGCCUUCGCAUAUCACAUACAUCAAUAUGCAGAUGUUUAUACUAGCAAGGCAGAAAAUUUUUUAUACCAUCCACCUGAGGCAUGGCUGCACGUACCCUUUGAUAUCAAGAUCAUGCCACAUCAUGUCAAGGUCCCCUCAGGUCUUUUCAGAAACCAAUAGCUGGAUAGGCUGCCUAUAAGAAUUUUCCACAGUUAAGACACAAUAAUGAGUAUAGCCUCAGUGGAUGCCCAAGUACUUGACUUUGGUCGAUGUUCAUUUCAUUCUUUUAUUGGCACUUUCAGGCCACCCCAUCAUUUAAUUCUUGACGACGUUUCCUUCGUCGCCAUCUCCAUUCUUUUGGUUCUAUUCUGUAGCCAUCGCUUCUUAUCCAUAAGUAACUGCUAGCCACAUUCUUUUCACCCUUAAUUCGUCCUGAUAUACAUAUAUUGUAGCAUAAAUGGUUGGAAUAAGAUGAAAAAAAUGGCGUUCCAGAGUGUUCAA
Messenger RNA from Cucurbita pepo subsp. pepo (vegetable marrow), 2203 nucleotides. Its product is annotated as HAD-superfamily hydrolase, subfamily IG, 5'-nucleotidase. Lineage: Eukaryota; Viridiplantae; Streptophyta; Magnoliopsida; Cucurbitales; Cucurbitaceae. The record is from RefSeq and is a predicted model, not a curated record. Gene Ontology annotation, molecular function: 5'-nucleotidase activity.